AUGUCCAUGUAUAACCGAAACAACCCAUACGGCGCCGUGGACAUGAGGAGGAUACAGUCGUCAAGCGGCGACGACCGUGCGUCGUAUGCUGCCUUGUCGGCGCCUCAGUCAGUAUCUACCAUGAGUCACAAUUCACCAGCAACUCCUCAAACCAACUACGAGAAUGAGUACGAUGACUCGAAGCAUGUUUACGGUGAGAUUGACACUAGCGACGAUGAGUUGGCCGAGUACUUACAGUAUGAUUUAGGCUACACUCCCACCGCCGCAUACCAGCAGUCUCUACAGGACGUAUUUCCUGACCAGCAAUUUACGUACCAGGCACAGCCCAUGCCACGCAUGGCGCCUGACCACAGGCAGACAACUAUGGCUGGUCGGUUACAAGCGGCGCAACAAGAUCACAUGAGUUCGCCAACGUCCAAUCCUCGCGGACAGUCACCUUUCAGGCAGAACAGUCCGUACAACAUGCCUCGACAGCCGCAACAGCCGCCUACGUUACAGAAAACGCGUACCUCAAUCUCACCAAAGGAAUUAAUGUUGGACGAGCACGAUAUCGAUGACAACGCCACGCCACUCUUCUCGAAUCAGUCGCAACAGAUGUUCGCUGGUCGCAGAAACCCAUCGAAUCUCUCUAACUACUAUACGCCUAGCUUCCAUGCUGAGCCAACGGUACAAAUCCCUCAACAGUAUCCCUUCAUUAGCCAAGCACAAGGCAGCACUCAGUCCGACCUUCCGGAUUCGACCCCGGACUUCCCGGCGCACCUGAUCUCUAUGGAGUCUACCAACGAGGAAGGACCAUCUAUGCCAUCCAGCCAGCAAUCAGGAGGCGAUAUCAGGACACAGCCUCAACCCACGCCACAAACGGCUCAGCGACCCAUGGACACGUCAUCCGAUUCUGGAACCUACUCGUGUACGUACCACGGAUGUGCUCAACGAUUUGAGUCACCUGCCAAGCUUCAAAAGCAUAAGAGAGAGGGUCACCGACAAGUUUCACCCCAAAGUGGUAACAGCGGUUCGGCGUCACCUAAUCUUGCGCUUCGCAAUUCACAAGCUGGGCCUCAUCGUUGUGAUCGAAUCAACCCAUCGACGGGCAAGCCCUGUAAUUCGAUCUUCUCCCGCCCCUACGACCUUACACGUCACGAGGACACUAUCCACAACAAUCGCAAAAUGAAGGUGCGAUGUCAUCUUUGCUCCGAAGAGAAGACAUUCUCUCGCAAUGACGCAUUGACCCGACAUAUGCGUGUGGUUCAUCCUGAUGUGGAUUGGGUCGGCAAGCAAAAGCGCGAGUCAAGCAAGCAAUGA
Messenger RNA from Cyphellophora europaea CBS 101466, 1299 nucleotides. RefSeq lists its product as uncharacterized. NCBI's taxonomy places the organism in Eukaryota, Fungi, Ascomycota, Eurotiomycetes, Chaetothyriales, Cyphellophoraceae. The record is from RefSeq and is a predicted model, not a curated record. Bases 1 to 1299 code for a protein of 432 amino acids. Gene Ontology annotation, biological process: regulation of transcription by RNA polymerase II. Gene Ontology annotation, cellular component: nucleus. The transcript has a single exon.